UGGGCGUAGCAGGAAUUUUUGGUAGAACCACGGCGAAGCUAGUUGCACCUUCUCUAACGCUAGUUAAUUAUGAUGUAAGAGUUAUGGAUUCCGGUUAAAUUGUGUUACGGAGAAGAAUCAACAUUAUUCAUAAAAUUGCUUUUUGAGAGAGAUACCAUCGAAUACAUACCUACUCGUAUUUGCGCAGUCCUUCCAGAUUUUCGAUCAAUAGCUGUGUCCAAACAGUGUGGAUGAUGGACGGUGGAGUGACAGUAGUUACCAACCCCAUUGUGAAUGUGCGCCUAACUAGCACCAUCUCCUCCUUUGAGGCGCAGCGCCGGUUCAAUAGAGGGAUUAGUAUAGCAGAACUGAAGGGAAAGUUGGAGAUGGUUGUAGGCGCACCUGCCUCCUGCAUGGACCUGGAGUUAUUCAGUGUCUCUGACAAGUUCCUGCAGAAAUUGGAUGACAAUGAAGCUCUGCUGGGUUCCUAUCCUGUGGAUGAUGACUGCAGAAUACAUGUUAUUGAUAGAAGUGGAGGUCAGAUGGGUGAGUUCACUGAUGUUUCCAAAGUGGAGAAGUUGGAAAUCUCAGAUGACGCUUAUGGAAAAAGAACAGACACAGCAAGGCAUUUCAUUAUGAAACAACGUGUUGGCCGCAUCAACGAGGAAGAAAUGGCCAAGAAGAAAGCCGAGCACACUGCUCGAGAGGAGGAGCAGAAGGCUGCUGCUGAUGCCAUUUCUGUUGGCAGCCGAUGCCAAGUGCAAGUCCUUGGGCAGCCCACCAAGCUUGGCACAGUCAUGUAUGUUGGUACAGCAGAUUUUAAGCCAGGCUAUUGGGUUGGUGUGAAGUAUGAUGAGCCCCUGGGAAAACACGAUGGAACUGUUGAAGGGAAGAAAUACUUUGAAUGUGAGAACAAAUAUGGCGCAUUUGUGAAGCCUGUGAAUGUGAUUGUAGGAGACUUCCCUGAGGAGGAUUAUGGUUUAGAUGAGAUGUAGAACUUCACAGUCUUUCUUUCCUGAGCUUUAAGCCUCAGCCUGUUCUCCAUUCACCAACCAGAGAUGAAGGAGAGUUGUCUUUGCAUCUUAGUUUGUUUUUUGUUAGUUUGUUUAGUGCUUCUCUGGAAGGCAUGAUCCAAAGGCAUUUUAGCCUCAAGAUCCCUCUGAGUAACUUCACUGCAGCAUGACAGAAGUUACUGCCCUGUAGUGAUCUCUUUGUGAGCUGUUACAGUAGUAAAAGAGGAUAAUCACUAAAUGAGCUCAUACCAACAAGGGUUUGUUUAUGUUGCAUGUGAGACAGUGUAAUGAAAAUCAAUUACAUUUCUCUUCAUUUAGUUCACAUCAGUUUGUACAAAGAUGUUUGUAUAUAACUGUUAAUAGUAAACUGUAGUCUUAUCAUUUUCAAGACAUUACUGAGAGAGCAUUCCAAGAAUUGGACAACUGUUUGUCAAAACAAACAUCUCCCCUAAAAUGCUUUGACACUAAAAAAAAA
Molecule: messenger RNA, 1467 nt
Organism: Monopterus albus (swamp eel)
Lineage: Eukaryota; Metazoa; Chordata; Actinopteri; Synbranchiformes; Synbranchidae
Gene: tbcb
Product: tubulin folding cofactor B
Exons: 7
Coding region: 231-974 (247 amino acids)
Biological process (GO): post-chaperonin tubulin folding pathway; tubulin complex assembly; cytoplasmic microtubule organization
Cellular component (GO): microtubule plus-end; nucleus; cell cortex
Molecular function (GO): microtubule plus-end binding; alpha-tubulin binding
Source: RefSeq, a predicted model, not a curated record